AUGGUGCUAACCCGUGCACCGCAGCUCCGCAAAUGCAACGCCCUCAUCCGCUCCAAUAUCCGCAAACUAGACCGGGACAUCACCGCCAACAAGCAAAACGAAAUUAAAAUCAAGAACCUCAUCAUCCAGGCCGACAAGCGCGCCCAGAAAGACCCUGCCCGCGCGAAGCAAGCCCAAAAGGAAGUCCGCGACUUUGCCCACGAACUCGUUCGCCAGCGCCGCGUCUCCGCCCGCACAGUCACCUCAAAGGCCCAGCUCAACUCGGUCCAGCUGCAAGUAAACGAGGCGUUUGCCGUGCGCAAGAUUGAAGGCUCCAUCCGCUCCAGCGUCGGCAUCAUGAAGGACCUCAACAGGCUGAUACGCCUGCCCGAGAUGGCACAGACCAUGCAACAGCUGAGCACAGAGCUGAUGAAGGCCGGUAUCAUUGAGGAGAUGGUCGAGGAUAUACUGCCCGAGGAUGGGCAAAUACUUGUGGAGGAUGAGGGCGAGGUCGAUAAGGUGCUGGGUGAGAUUUUGAAGGACAGGAAGGAGCCGAGUUUGCCGGCUGCGCCAGUGCCGGAGCCGCAGGCGCAGGAAGUAGAGGAGGAGGAGGAGGAGGAGGAUGCGGAGGCCAUGAUGGAUCAGAUGCGGAACCGGUUGGAUGCGCUGAGGAGUUAG
This is a messenger RNA of Metarhizium acridum CQMa 102, 657 nucleotides long. Its product is annotated as Vacuolar protein-sorting-associated protein 24. Gene Ontology annotation, biological process: protein transport; endosome transport via multivesicular body sorting pathway; late endosome to vacuole transport. Lineage: Eukaryota; Fungi; Ascomycota; Sordariomycetes; Hypocreales; Clavicipitaceae. The record is from RefSeq and is a predicted model, not a curated record. Gene Ontology annotation, cellular component: multivesicular body; ESCRT III complex.